Puma concolor (puma) is the source of this 891-nucleotide messenger RNA. RefSeq names its product coiled-coil domain containing 198 (gene CCDC198). Lineage: Eukaryota; Metazoa; Chordata; Mammalia; Carnivora; Felidae. The record is from RefSeq and is a predicted model, not a curated record.
AUGGGCCUGAGCCACUCUAAGCCUCACCCUAGAGUGACCAAAGUAGCACCUUUGCAAAACAAAGAGGAAGAACUCCUCUCUGCCAGCCCCGUGGACUUUGCAUUCAGUCAGAAUCUGGAAGAAAAGAGUUCGUAUUUGUUCACAGGACUGCAGGACCAGAACAAAGCUCUGGAAGGUCAGCUGCCGCCUCUACGAGAGACCUGGUAUGGAAGAUACUCUGCAGGGCCCAGGGCCAUGUAUUUUGAUAUCCCACUGGAACACGGAGAAACAAGUAUUAUUAAAAGGCAUCCACCCCGAAGACUUCAAAAGCUUGAACCCAUUGACCUGCCGCAAGUAAUUACUUCUGAAAGGCUCCUGAGCCAGCAAGAAGCCAGAACAACUCACAGAGCAAAGCAGGAACUGGAAAAGACAAUGCCAACUCCAGGAUACAUUCCCGGGAAAAGACAAUAUUUACAUAAGAUGAGAAUGUUGGAAAUGAACCGGAACAGACAAGAGGCCCAAGCAGAGUUGAAAAAAAGUCUUCACAGGGAGGCAAGGAUUAAUAAGCAAAAACCGAGGGACCAUAAAGCCAAGAAAAUCCUUCAAAGCAUCCCAAGAAAUGAUGACAGGGACCUUCCAACCUUUUUGCCAGAUGAAACCUUGAACAGAAGUCCAGGAAAUUCACAGAAUGAAGAUUUGGGGGAACAUCAAGCAAGGAAUGACUGUCGUCCCCGGAAAAUUGGCAAAAUGGAAAUGUGGCUCCGUGAACAAGAGGCCCGGGGACAGCUUCUCUGGGACAGUUCUAGUUCUGACUCAGAUGAGUUGAGGAAAAGCGAGAAGAAACCACAAGCACUGGUCAGGACCAGGACAGAGAGAAUCCCACUUUUUGACGAGUUUUUUGAUCGAGAAUAA